This is a messenger RNA of Gadus chalcogrammus (walleye pollock), 10611 nucleotides long. It is a transcript of the gene bltp3a, whose product is annotated as bridge-like lipid transfer protein family member 3A. The record is from RefSeq and is a predicted model, not a curated record. Bases 1602 to 5651 code for a protein of 1349 amino acids. NCBI's taxonomy places the organism in Eukaryota, Metazoa, Chordata, Actinopteri, Gadiformes, Gadidae. The transcript is spliced from 21 exons.
UUCCGCGACCAGCCACAUCACGUGAUUACUGGUACUACCAGUUUCUCUUUCGCUACAGAAACCGUGUACUACUGUUCGAUCACUCGACGUGGUUACGUGUGUACGUUAACAGCAACAUAUUGUCCGUGUUUUCACAUGAUGAGAUGCACAUAUCAGCCCCAAACGAGGCUACCUGGUUAACUGUGUGGUUACGUCAUACGGUACGGUAGCUGUUAGCGUCCGUUUUUAAAGACGAGACCAGUCAGUAAAACAAGCUAAGGUUGGACAACGUGAACUAUUGAACGCCUUGCCACAGUCACUAACCAAAUUUUUGAGAGCAGCUAGAACAAUGACAACCAUCGUUGUCGUUUUAAAUGUCCUCAAAUAAAAGAUACCAUCGAAAACACACUACCCAGGACGAGUCCACCGUCGCUACCUGCUAACAGAGUAUCGUGUCAACGCUGUCAUUCAGCGCGGAUUUAAGCACCCUGACAACGCUUUAAAGUGUAACAUCGGAGGACUGGGUCUUUCAAUUUCUUGGGUUCAUCAGUGAAACUGGGGCGAGGAGUUUCUCGGCGGCUCGCUGUGUUUCAGCGUCCAGCCAACACACCCGGGAAGGCCCAGGAAGUCCCCGGACUCACCAGUUGGUCAUGUCCAAGAAGAAGGCGCAUCCCGCGGGGUUGAGUUGAAACCCGAGCAGUCUCUGAAACUCCGAGAUCAGAGUGUCUUUAUCUGAGGUACCCAUGCAACUAAAUUUUUGCAUUAGGUCCUGGUCCAGGUCCAAGUCCAUGUCCUCCAUCGUGGAUUUCCCAGGACAGAGACGGGGCUAUUAUCUAAUUUAGUCCGAGGCCUCGACUUGUCAUAACAAACUCAACAACACUGGAAAUGCGCAUGCUCCAGGAUGAAGCGGUACUAAAGGCGCAUGCGCCAGGAUGAGAGUUUUACCCCAAAGUGAAAAUACGCCCUCUGCUGAUCUAGAUUUUUUCAAUUAUUUAUCAUUAAUUUAUACGACUAUAUAAAAUGAUAUAAAAGGGAUGAUGAAUGUGUGUAGCCCCUAAUGGUAAGAUGGAGCAUGUCAGGGUUAGAUGGAACCAACACUAUCAAUGUUUAUGCGGAAUGCAAUACAUUAUCUGAAAAAGAUUAAACCAAACACCUAGAAGAACAUAACACCAGUGCUUGUUGAAGAUUUGUAUUUAAAUUAAAAAUCAUAAAAGCUCAACCCCUCCGCAGUGUUUUCGUUUCAUCGUUAAUACUAAUAGUUAUUAGUAAGUAGCAAAAAUAACAGUACGAAUUAUUUGAGUUAGUUGAAUUGGACUAUACGACCUGUGCUUCCUGUAGUGCCCAGCAGGGGGCGCCACGCCACCUGCCGUGCGGCGGUGGCGGUGGGCUUGCUUCACGUCAAACUAUUAAGGAUGGGAGUGGACCGCCCGGACCCUGGCGGUUGGCGGCGGGUCGACGCUGACGUUAACUGGGCAGCGAGCAGCGGUGCCAGCCAGUGGCUACCAAGAUGCGACGUGUAACGUUGUGUACAAUUUUCCAGAUGCCCGUAAGUUAGUGAAAUUUGUCGUUUCGUGUAUUUAGUCGCAAGCCCUGCAGCGGGGUCUGAACAAAAACACAAAGAAAUGGCUGGGAUUUUCAAGAAGCAGAUUUUGAAACAUUUGUCCAGGUUCACCAAGAACCUGUCCCCGGACAAGAUCAACCUGAGCACUCUGAAGGGGGAGGGCCAGCUGUCCAACCUGGAGCUGGAUGAAGAGGUCCUGCAGAACAUGCUUGACCUGCCCACCUGGCUUGCCGUCACACGGGUCUACUGCAACAAGGCUGCCAUCAGGAUACAAUGGACAAAGUUGAAGACAAGCCCCAUCUGCCUGUUCCUGGACAAAGUGGAGGUAGAGAUGAGGACAUGUGAAGAGCCCCGCCCCCCAAACGGCCCCUCCCCUAUCGCCAUUACAGCCGGCCAGAGCGAGUACGGCUUCGCUGAGAAGGUGGUGGAGGGUAUGUCGGUGGUCAUCAACUCCAUCACCAUCAAGGUGCACGCCCGGGCCUUCCACGCCUCCUUCGAGCUGUGGCAGCUGCAGGGCAACAGCCUCAACCCCAAGUGGCAGAAGAGCGACCUGCGCUACACCCGCAUCACCGACCCAAAGAGGGGAGAGGUGCUGACCUUCAAGGAGAUCAACUGGCAGAGCCUCAGGAUCGAGAUGGACGCCAUAGAGAGCGAGGACCAGGAUCUGGGCACCACGCCGCUACGCCUCAUCACCAACCAAGGACGCAUCCGCAUCGCCCUCAAGCGCAGGGCGAAGGACUGCCACGUGCUGGCCUCCAAGCUGCUGUUCAUCCUGGACGACCUGCUGUGGGUGCUGACCGACUCCCAGCUCAAGGCCAUCAUCCACUACGCCAAGUCCCUCAGCGAGGCCAUGGAGAAGUCGGCCCAGCAGAGGAAGAGCAUGACGGCCGAGUCCCUCCAGACUGCCCCACCUUCCCCUGGCAUACACACCCUGUGGUCCGACUCCCCGCCCGCGGCCGGCGCCACCCCCAACAACACGAGUCAGUACUUUGAUCAGUACGACGUCAAGGAGUCCUCCUACCACACCUUCAUCUCCCGCUUGGACCUGCACAUCUGCAACGACAGCUCCACCAUGGACCCAGACGAGCCCCCCCCCCCGGGGUCACAGGGAGCCAUGCAGCUGACUUUCAGAAAGCUGGGCUUUGACUACUACCCCGUCCACAGACCUGCUGACGGAUGUAGCCACUGGGAGCGUCACAGUGGAGCCAUGGAGGCGCAGGCCCACUGGGCAGGGAAGCUGCUCCAGGACUUCCAGAAGAGAAUGGAGGCCCCUGGGUUCCCUGGUCCACAAACGGAGGGGCCCACACCCGGCAAGGACUCGCCAGCAAGGACCGCUCAGGACAGGGGCCAGUCGAGUCCCAAGUCGGUCCCGCGUGAGAAGGAGCAGCCAUCCAGAAGGAGCUCGGCGUCGGCCCCCCCAGUCACCCCUCUAAAGAGGCUGAGGUCCAGCUGUGUGGUGGUCAGGAUGGACGACCUGGACAUUCACCAGGUCUCUAACGGAGGGCGCCGUAACAAGAAGACCCAGUCUCUGCUGUCCUGUAACCGCAAAGCUCUCAGCCUGCCCGACAGCGUGCCAGCCAUCCACCUGCAAUUCACCGAAUACUACUUUCACGACAACCCUGAAUUACUAGUGCCCACCUCUAACCUGUAUGCCCAGCUGAACAGCCUGCAGCUGUGUGUGGACCCGGCCAGCGUGCUGUGGAUCAACCUGUUCUCGCGGGGUCUGCUGCGCACCCUGGCCCAGGUUAAGGCCUUCUACCACCUGCAGGACAGCAGCAAGGUGGACGAGCACGUGGACGUCCGCAUGGACGCCACACAGCUCAAGUUCAUAAUCCCCCUGGACUCCUCCAUCCUGGACCACCCCGAGCGGCCCCAGGCCCUCACCGUCCUCCUCCCCCAGGUGGGGCUCAGCAACACCCGCCACUGCCCCCACGGCACCCGGGCCGACCUGGGCACCACCUACCACGGCUUCUCCGCCUGCCCCUUCUUCCAGCCCGCCGCCGCCCGCUCCUUCCCCAGGGAGCAGAGUGCCUUCAAGCCGCUCCCCGCCGCCCUGCUCCGCCACGCCGGGGAGGCGGCGCCCCGGCCCGCCGGCGACCGCAAGCCCCCCCGCUCGCAGGACGUCUGGUCCCUCAGCCUGUCCCGCGUGAGCCUGGGCUUCGACGGGGCGCGCCACUGCCCCAAGGGGAGGACCCAGCCCUUCGUGGAGCCCUUCGGCGUGUCCGUGUGGGCGUGUCAGGCCUCGGCAGUCAGCGGCUCCUCCCCGGCUAGUCCCAGCGGAGCGGGGCAGAAUGGGAAGCCCCACACCCCUACCCCCACCCCCCCCGCCGCCGCCGCCACCGCCACAGCCACCGCCACCCCCUCUGCCUCCGUGACCGACCUGACCAAAGGGGGGGAGGAGGAGUCCCUGGCCUCGGUGCACGUCCUGGCUCAGACCAUCACGCCCGUGAGGGUGUGGCUCAACCACUACCAGUACGUGGCCCUCCUGAGGAUGAAGGACUCCCUGGGCCGGCUGGCCGCCGAGCUGGGCCGGGACAGGCGGGACACCAGGCGGGCCCAGGGCCCCCAGAACAGCCCCGCCCCGACGCUGUGUCUGGCGCUGCUGCUGGACGCGCUGGAGCUGGGGCUCCUGCUGCCGCCGGCCGCCGCGGAGCCCGAGCAGGAGGCCCCCCACACGCCCGGGUCGGAGAGCCCCAGCAUGACGGACUCGGACGCCUCCCCGACGCACCCGCCGGGGCCCCUGGAGGACGGCGGGGUAGAGAACGGCCUGGCCCACACCGACGCGGGUCUGGAGGAGCCCUACUGCCUGGUGGAGGAGGCCUGUGAGGCGGUGGAGGAGGCGGGGGGGGAGGGGGAGCUGGUGUCCCCCCCGCUCUCCCCCCCGGCGCUGUCCCGCGAGCCGUCCUCCUUCAGCCUGGAGGGAGAGCUGUCCAGCGCCCUCAGCGUCACCAAGGACGCGACCAAGGACGCCCUCUGUGCCUCUCUGGACCUGACCAAAGGGGCCUUCUCCAUCACCAAGGACGCCUUCAGCAUGCUGAGCCGCGGCUCGGGCAUGAGCAAGCUGUUCUCCCCGCAGGCAAAGGAGCUGGCCCUACAUUCCGAGAAUUCUUCCUCUCCCUCGCCGGCGGGCAGCCUGCACCUCCUCUCCAUGAGGAACUCUGCCUCCCAGAGCUCCCUGGACAGCUCCAUGCUGGACAGCUCCAUGCUGGACAGCGGCCUGCCCGACGACCGCCUCUCGGUGACCAGCGACACCAUGGACUUUGUGGUCCUCAUGGACUCGGAGUCGGGUCUGGAGGCCAUGCGUCCCAGCAGCAUCCCGGUGGGCAGCCGGGGCAGCCCUGCCCCGGGGCUGGAGGGGGGGUCCAUGGCGGACCUCAGCAGCUCCCUGUCCCUGAGCACUGAGGACAUGAGCGAAGACACGGCGUCUGUGCUGUUGCUGGUGCUGAGUGGGGUGUCGGGGACGGUGGAGGUGAAGGGAGAGGCCCAGCUUGUUGCCCUGGAGGUCCAUAGCCUCAGCCCCGUUCAGAUGGGCAACAUCAAGGUGUCCGACCUGCUCUACGGUCUCACACAAGCCCCUAAACCACCGGAGGCUCCGUCCAAGCGGCAGUGUGCGGCGGUGUGCCUGCGGGCCACCCUGACCGAGGCGGCGGGCUGCCUGGAGGUGGGCGUGAAGGACUGCCAGGUGGGGCUGCUGGCCUCCACCAUGGCCAACCUGGGGCCCUUCCUGGAGGACGAGCUGGGCGGGGAGAGCCAGCCCAUGAGGGUGCACCUGAGCAACGUGGCGGUCACACUGACGGACGACGGACCCAGGAUCUACCCUACCGCCCCCCAGUCCGUCCCCGCCACGGUCAUCCUGGACCAGGUGCUGCUGGAGCGCACGGAGGACGGGUUCUUAAGGCUCAAAGCUGGUGAAGGAAAAUGCCCCAGAGAGGCUGCAGCCAGGAUGUCUGCGGUGUGUCUGGAAAAUCACGCUCGCCAGUGUCAGCCGGAGGGUCCUGAGACCCUGGAAUCCCAGCUUUCUGGGGCCCAGGCCGCCCUCACCCAAGCCCUCUGCGACAGAGACGUGCUCCUCCUGGAACUCAAAAAGUAUGACCCCAUGUUUAGCCUGUAGGCCCUGUUUGGCUCCAUGGGGUAAGACCUCUUCACCUGCUGUGGUGGACCAAUCCUGGACCGGAGGGACCGAUUCCACAAGGUGAUGGAAGCCCUUUAUUAACAGAGACGGAAAAAGAUGGGAAAAUGUGAAUCUGACUUGUUUUGUUCCAAUGCUCCUGAGAUGAGUGGCACGCAGUGGCAACCAGAACAAGCUAAACCAACGGGAAACGAGCGCCUCAGCAUUUCCACCAUUCUUUGGACUAUGUCGAUGUGCACAGUAUGUCGUAUACGUGGAUUCAGUGGUCGUUAAUGGAGCAUGCAAGCGCAAAAUGGUGUUGAGCCCAUUUCCCACUUCAAAUGUUGUUAUUUAAGUGUAGAUUAGUUUAGUUCAGCAACAAACACAAUGCCAAAAUCUGUUACAUGCACUAAGAAGCUGCCCGAGAGCGGUCCGUCUACCAGUUCAUCGUGUCGUCCAUGACUUGCAGUCUUGCUUGGUGAAAGGCCUCAUGUAUCAUUAAUCGGCCUGUUUACCGAGAGUCUCUCUUAAGCACAGAGUUGCAGCCGGGCCGGCUGUCGACCGCCGUUCACUGGCAGCGUCGUACAGUGUUUUUCACCUGCUCACUCGCCCAGUGUUUUCUGUGUUAGCGAAUGUAGCGUUUGUGUUGUGCAACGGAGAGGUAGAGGGAGAGUAAACAAACCACUGUUUGUGUGCAGUGUCUUCUUUACAUUGGAUUCUCCCUUUUAAAUGUCAUCAAGAGAGGGACAAUGCACCUUAAAGGAGGUGAGGAUUGACUGUGUAUGACAGUGCUGAGAUUCUGCAGGCCAGAGCAGUGGGAAGACUCAGUGACCUGUUUUAAAGCUUGACGUUGAUGAAAUUCUACAGCACUAGAAUAGCUCACCAGGGUAUAUUGUGAGCAGGAGAAAGACAUUGUAAAUUAUGGCAAUAACAAUAACGUCACCUUUUCUUUUUUUUAAGUAUUAACCGUAAUUCCUUAGGUAGAGCAGAUCCAUAUGUCUAAUGGACUUUUUAUUCAAGGUACUAAAACAAGGUAAUAAUAUAUAAAUACUCAUAAUCACCAGAGGUGGACACUACUUCUGAAGUGGGUGUUCAUGUAAUGUUCAAUUAAUGGUAAAAAAAAAGAAGAAAGAAAAGAUAACUGCUUUAUAUGGGAGAGAAAAAUGUCAACCUUAGUAUUUUUUCUUCACAGGGAUUCAUUCUUAAGUCGUGGCCCAGUAUCAUUUUGUUUUGAAAAUACAAAAUAUUAGUGGCAUUUGUUAACAAUAUUCAAGCUACCGUAUUUUCCGGACUAUACGUCGCUCCCGAGUAUUAGUCGCAUCAGUCAAAAAAUGCUCCAUGACGAGGAAAAAAACAUAUAUACGUCGCAUCGGUGUAUAAGUCGCAUUUAUUUUUAAACAUUUAAACAAGAACGUUUAGUCUGGAGAGACUGAAUAAAAUUGCAAUAGCAAUAUAGGUGUGUCGGUCCCACUCGUAGUUGAGAGUAUACCGAAUUCAGUGACACCGGGAUUCCACCGGACGGGUAUGCGCCGCGGUCCUAAACCUGAGCGCACGAUCGGGAGGUGGAAGUUGCGCUCACAAGUCCAGCGGAUGGCUCCAGUUUUCGCCGGCCAAGUCAUGCGCUGUGAUAUGUGUGACAGCUAUGUUGUACAACAUUGCAGCUAAGGCUGGGGUAGCUUUGGUUGAACCGGAGGACAUUGAGGACGAUGACGACGAGAAUAUAAUUUAUUCGGUGGUGCAGUAGGCUUGCAGCGUUCAGUUGUAGGCCUAAUGAAUGACGGUGCCAUCUUGCGGCCGAAGAUUAUGUACGCACAAUUUUGGCAUAUAAGUCGCUUCGAAAUAUAAGUCGCAGGGCAAGCCAAACUACAAAAAAACCGCGACUUAUAGUCCGGAAAAUACGGUAAUAGGACCCUAAAUAAACAGAUAACCUUCGUCACCUUGAGUGGCCUGGAAGGAAUCAGGCCAGCUAUUCUACUGGAGCUAGUUUAAGCCUCUUUGUAGCAUAACCAUGUACUGUUGUGUGGUUUUAUGUGAGCAGCAAGAUGAACAGGCCCCUCUUUCUGUCUGAUUGUACAAGGCAAAGUGUUGGAGCCAUAUCAAUCAAAACAUAACGUUGAGAUGAAUUUCAAUGUCUCCCUGCCCACAGUGUUUGUUAAAAUUGUGCCAGUUCCUUUUUCUUUUCUAGUUUGUAAUUGUGUCGCCUAAGUUUGUUCAGUCAAUGAAUGGUUAGUUGGUUUUUCUAUUCAUGUUUUUGUUGCUUUAGUUUGAGCAUUGUCUAAAGUUAGUGUAACCAUACGAAAUGACAUUUAUGUUUACCUUCAGUGUUAAGCUGUCAAAGCUACGGUGCAGGCUUCUUUACUGGGCAUUAUUUUUUAUUUUUUAUCCUUAUUCAUUUGUAAAAAAAAAGACUCAUUCCGAAACCAGCCACUAUUUUGCACCGUUUGUUUCUUACUUACUAGGUACUUGAGAGACCCCUGGUGGUGCGGAUUUGAAACAGCAUCCCACCUUAGCAGCUUUUACAUGGUGUGGUAUGAGUUUAAAAACUCUGGAAUGUAAAAUACUUCAGCAAUAGAAGAGUGGUUUAACCAAACCCUGAUGACGGACAGUUCUGCAAAACACGAUGAGAGGAAAAAACUAAAGGAGACGACACCUCUAAAUUCAUAUUUCUUUUCUUUUGACGUUUACAUUUUGCAUGGCCUUGUAGACGAGGGUACAGUGGUGAGAAUUAAAUGUGAUUCAAUGUCUCAUUUGGAACGUAAUCCUAAAAUUCUCCUACCUCAAACGUCAAGGCCUCAGAGCCAAAGUUGCUUCUGGCUGGGCUGAGACGGUGGUGUGUUCAUUACUGGUACCGUCUUAUGGUCCAAGCAAAACAGAAGGAAUCGCUGAGAACAAUGACUUCCCAUGUUGUGCCUUGUUCUCUCCCUAUGAUUAAUUUACAAAUGUUUGAGUGGUGAUGCAUGCAUAGAACAUUUUGUUUUGUGCUUAAUGCCUUGUAGAUUUUUUUGCACUUGUGGCACAUUCACUGCAAAUUGCACUUUUAAUGUGAAUCACCUUUAAAAAAGAUUGUCCUGUGAUAAGUACCUUCCGCCAUCUGUAAAAUACCGUAUGUAUUUUGUUAUUUGUUCUGAAAUAUUUACAAUGGAUUUUGUAUUAUCACCUAAUUAGAUCUAAGAAAUUGGUUCUGUGAACCAAAGCCGUGUGAAAAACUGAAAAUAAUAAAUAACUCGUUACUGUACUGUAAUUUGGGGGAUUUGUUAAACAUUUAAAGGUGUAUUUAAUUUGUAUACACUAAAAUAUUGAUGUUGUUUUACAUUUCGCAAUAUAGUUGGGUCACAAUUAUUCCAGAUCAAUGCAAGUAUUUUAUAACGGUUUGGAAAUAUGGGUUUAUAUGAUGCAAUACUAUAGAUAUUGUUAUAGCAAUCAAAACAUUGUGACUACUUCUUUUUCAUGGGAAGUAAACGGAUGAAUGCAAGCCUUGAAACUGAAUUAAUUGAAAUACUUUUAAUGUGGCAAACCAACUGUCACUACAUGCAGAUGUUUUUGUCUACAUUUAAACACGAGGCUACAUUUACAAGCAAUGUGACACAUCUGUCUGAUUGUAACAGAAGCAACCUUAUAAGCAUGUUACAGGAACAGGAUAGGGAAUAAAAAAAAAAAUGAAAGGAAUUUUAAAAUCAGCACUUUCACAUUAGUAAACGUUGAAUCUUGAAUCUGUUGUUGCCGUUUGUCUUGCUGUUAGUCUUUGCCUAACUCCGCAGAUAUAGGUGACCAUGGUUUCCUGCUGGGGUUGGCCACAUCUCGUUGUAGUUGAACGUUUUAGAAAAAAGAUGACGAGUCCAUAAAUGUCUGUCGGAGGAGCGACUCAGUGGAAGAGGAUGUUCUUGUGCUUUGUGUUGGGGACCUGUUCCCGGGUCUUGAGCCUCCUCACGGCCUCUCUCAUGUGCUUGGGCUGCAGUGGGGGCGUGUCCCCCCACUUCUCACAAACAUCCAGGGCUGGGAGGAGGGGGAAGAGGAAAGGGAAUCACUACAGAGUUUGUACACCAGAAUGCAUCAUGGGAUUUUUUUUGCAGACACUCUAAUACCACACCAUAUUGAGAGGGAGAGAGCUGAAGUCUUGUUAAAUCCUAAAUAUAUACAAAUAUAUCGUUAUCUAGACUAAUGAAAACAUUGCCCCCUCACAUGAGAAACGCUUUGGCAGUUUCAAACUCAAUGUCUCCCCAUGGCCCAUAAUGCAAAUAAUUUUAUGAUGAAUUACUAAACAAUGACCAAAAAUACAUGACUACCAACAUAAUUACAAACAUCCAAUGCUCCUAUAGGGUUGGUCACUGCGAUGUGAUGUCUUGAUGUAAAAGCCCUACUAUACAUCGACUAUCAUUAUCAAACUUAGGUUUAAAAUGAAGACCCUAACUGCAAUGAACCCUUUUUAAUGUAUGCCACUCACCUUCCUCCACUAUUUCUCCAGCAAAGACCUUGGAAAUUCCAGACAUGGCGAUCACUACAUUCUGAGACACUGAUGAUCCUGUUAUGGACUGAAUUAACUAAGAAACAAAAAAAAAAACAGUACAAAAUUUGAUAACAAUCGAACAACAUGCAUUUGUGUAUCUUUGAGGACGGGGAAGGAUGAAACCCCUCACCCUCUUGAUGGCGGCCUUGGGGAAGGCCGAGCGUCUGUACAUCUCAUAUCGGUUCAGCUGCUCCUCGGAGAAGGAGGACACCAGAACUCUGUCAAGAAAAACACAGCACCGCAGGGCAGCACGUGAAUAAGGGACUCCUGGGAUCACACAGCAGUCAUUUUAACUGGUGUUUAGAUGUGGGGAAUUUCAAGCUUACUGCAUCUUCUGAAUUUCAUCCUCAUCCACUUUCGGACACUUUCUUUCCUUCUUCUUCUCCGGUUCUACUUUCAUUCUUUUGCUGUUAGGCUCGCCCGACGUUCCUUCCUCUUCGUCAUCUCCUGCUGCCGAUU